This is a messenger RNA of Adineta steineri, 1036 nucleotides long. Lineage: Eukaryota; Metazoa; Rotifera; Eurotatoria; Adinetida; Adinetidae. The record is from the annotation of a GenBank genome assembly.
UAGUAGAAUAAAACUGCAAAACUGAGGGCGGUACUACUAGGGUUAAUUAUGCAGUAGAUAUAAACGUCACUACUUUUUUGUAGCUAACAGUCAAUCGUUAGUAAAUGAAUCUUCUAGAGAUCACUUUCAACAAAUUGUGCCGUUCGUCUCAGCAGCACCUAAGCUCGUUCGACUCAGUACACAGUGGCAAGAACAACUAAAGACUGAGAAAGAAAGAGUUAGACGAAGUUUGAUUACGGGCAACUAUGACAAAACGGAUGAUACAUUAGAUUAUGAUAGUAUACAGGAUGCACUUGUAACUAUGGUCAAUUCAAAUAAUCAUAACAUAGAUAUAUUUGAUAAUUACACUCAAAUUCGUCCAGUUGCGUCAGUGACUACCACAAGCUAUUCCACUCAACAAAGUAUUAUUGAAGAAUAUACAUUGAAUAGAGAACAACGAGCUGCAUUUAUGAUAAUAACCAACCAUCUUGAUGGUGACAAACAACGUCAUGAAGGUACCAACAAUGGUCAGCGGAUAAUGUGCAUACCUGGAUGUGGCGGCACCGGUAAAUCACAACUGAUUCGUGCUGUCACCAAAUACUUCCUUGUUACAAAAAGAAUACAAAUGAUGAGAAAACUCGCACCCACCGGAAUCGCUGCAGCUGAAAUUGGCGGCAUGACAAUUCAUUCAUUUUUAGGUGAACAACGUAAUUCUGGAAAGCUGCGCACCAUCAAGCCAGGUGACAUAAAACUUGAAAACCAAUGGAGACUGGUUGAGUAUCUCCUAAUUGAUGAGAUGAGUAUGGUUGGUUUAACUCUACUUGCAAAACUUUAUCAAAUUAUGUCCGCUGCCAAACAUGCCGACCCUGAAAUUCCAUUUGGUGGCAUAAACGUCAUAUUUUUUGGUGAUUAUUUACAGUAUCGACCAGUAUAUGAUGCACCGUUAUAUACUGACUUUUCUCAACCCUCUAAAAACAAAUCAGGUCAAUUACGUAGUGAAAAAGAAAUUCAACAACGCGCUGCACGUUCCCUGAUACUUCAAAUUAACUGUGUGAUC